GAAAAAAAGUUCCACCGCAAUUCGAUGUUCGUCAACCACUGAGCGGCAUCGCCAUUGUAAAAAGGGAUCACCUUUUUUUUUGCCAGAGAAAAACAAUCCAACAUAUUGAUUUGGGACUUCGAUGUAGCCCUGCCCAAACCGCCAAGAUGUUGUACGAAAUGAUAGCAAUUAUCCGCCCGGGGAAAAUCCACGAGGUGAAGGAAAUCAUGCAGACAGCCGGCUCGACGAUUCUCCGCAGCGGCGGCGUGAUCCGCGACAUGGCCAACUGGGGCGUCUUCAUGCUCCCGCGGGCGACGACGUACGCGCAGGCACGCUACAAGAAGGGCCACUACGUGGUGAUGCGGUACGACGCGGGCGUCAAGGCCCAGGAGACGGUCAGCAUGGCGCUCCGGCUCGAGCCCAGGGUCAUCCGCGCCACGUCGGUCAAGCUGGGAGGCGGGAAGCUCGAGAGGAUGGCUAAGCUGAACAAGGUGCCGUGGAACACGCUGAUAUCACAGCAGGAGCAAGAGGGUAUCCUGUCGGGCAAGGUUUGAAGAGAUGGUGGCUGAGGGAGUGAUGUAGAGUGGUUGUUGAGGAGAAACUUGGAUGUACGAUACGGAUGUCUGUAUCAACAAUGAUAAACGACAAAGAAACAACAUGAAGAUGAAUUUGAUGAUGUGGCCAGCAGGUAUGGAAAUGCAGGGUGCAGUGCGUCGAGCCCGA
Messenger RNA from Pyricularia oryzae 70-15, 702 nucleotides. RefSeq names its product 30S ribosomal protein S6. Gene Ontology annotation, molecular function: small ribosomal subunit rRNA binding; structural constituent of ribosome. The transcript has 3 exons. The record is from RefSeq and is a predicted model, not a curated record. Gene Ontology annotation, cellular component: mitochondrial small ribosomal subunit; ribosome. Lineage: Eukaryota; Fungi; Ascomycota; Sordariomycetes; Magnaporthales; Pyriculariaceae. Bases 147 to 533 code for a protein of 128 amino acids. Gene Ontology annotation, biological process: translation.